Molecule: messenger RNA, 2946 nt
Organism: Metarhizium album ARSEF 1941
Lineage: Eukaryota; Fungi; Ascomycota; Sordariomycetes; Hypocreales; Clavicipitaceae
Product: ABC transporter (Adp1)
Exons: 2
Coding region: 1-2946 (981 amino acids)
Cellular component (GO): membrane
Molecular function (GO): ATP hydrolysis activity; ABC-type transporter activity; ATP binding
Source: RefSeq, a predicted model, not a curated record
AUGCGAUCUGGAGACACCUGCGAGUGCGAUAAAGGUUGGACAGGAAUCAACUGCAAUGUUUGUACAGAUGACAGCGCCUGCAAUCCCUUAGUGGAAACCGAACAAGGCGGCGUCUGCUAUCAGAAUGGAGAGGUCGUGCGCCAUAAUCACCAAAUUUGCAAAGUUACCAACAAGAAAAUCACGGACCUCCUUGGUGAACAACGGCCUGAAGUAACUUUUGCUUGCCAGAAGGAUAAACGAACAUGCGACUUCCAGUUCUGGGUCGACGCCGUCGAAUCGUUUUAUUGCAACUUGAGCGAUUGUGAUUCGCGUGCCGAAUUUGGGGAUAUUAAGAACACAACUUCGUACAGUUGCGGUAAGAUAAAAUGCAGCUGCAUCCCGGAGCGCAUGCUGUGUGGCAAGGACGGGUCAAUAGACCUGAGCGACUUUCUCAACCAAGCAAUCCGCGGCCCUGGGGGGUUUCAAUGCACCCAAAAGAACGGCGGUGCCCAUGAUUGCGCCUUUGAAGAGCCAGAGAUGGACAAGCUGAUCCGCAGUCUUAUUGGUGAUUCUAGCAUCCUUCUUGACUGCCAGGCUGGCGAAUGCCUGCACGAGACUCAGGUUCCAGGGUACACAAGGCCAGUCAAACAAAUCAACACACCUCUUAUUUCAGGGGUCAUUGCUAUAUGUGCACUGUUCGUCGUGAUUAUCAUCAUCACGACAUGGAUACUAUCGCGCCGCAAGCUGAGAUAUGGUGCCAUUCGCCUUGAAGAUUCCGAUGACGAAGCAAGCAAACUCAUGGAUGAGCACAAGCCGGCUACGUUAUAUUUUGAACGCAUCUCAUAUCACAUGAAUGGCAAGUUUAUUCUCAGCGCUAUUCAAGGGCUGUGCCACCCCGGCGAGGUUACAGCAAUCAUGGGCGCUUCCGGCGCCGGAAAGACAACCUUCCUGGACAUUCUCGCCCGCAAGAACAAGCGUGGCGUUGUAGAAGGCGACGUUUAUGUGAACGGUGAAAAAGUUGACAGCUCUGAAUACAGAAAAGUUGUUGGAUUUGUCGACCAAGAGGAUACCAUGCUUCCCACGCUCACCGUUCAUGAGACGAUUCUCAACAGUGCCCUCUUGCGACUGCCCCGUGAUAUGAGUCGUGCGGCAAAGGAACAAAGAGUCUUCGAGGUAGAAAAACAACUCGGGAUUCAUCACAUUCGGGAUUCGCUGAUUGGGUCCGAAGAGGGCAAGGGGCGCGGUAUCUCCGGUGGUGAGAAGCGUCGCGUUGGCAUAGCGUGUGAACUGGUCACGAGUCCGUCUAUUCUCUUCCUUGACGAGCCAACCAGCGGUUUAGAUUCUUUCAACGCCUAUAAUGUUAUCGAAUGUCUUGUUACUCUGGCAAAGACUUAUCAACGCACAAUUAUACUUACGAUCCAUCAACCACGGUCCAACAUUGUGGCCUUGUUCGACCGUCUUAUUCUGCUGGCGGGAGGCAAGACAGUAUAUUCAGGGCCGUUUGCUCAAUGCCAGUCGUAUUUCGACUCUAUAGGCUACGAAUGUCCGCAGGGUUUCAACAUAGCCGAUUACUUAGUCGACCUUACUAUGCAUGCCGGCGGAAGAGUUUCCGCCGACAAUGGAACUGUGGCUAUGGAUACGGUUAGUGUCGGUCCUAGCAGUACAAAAGCAGUGAAGUCAACAGCGAGCGUUUCGGGAAACAGUACGGGAGAAGACAGUUUUGCAGAACCGGCAGCAUCACCUAGGCCGAGGGACUUUCGUCGGGACUCAAUCCGCCAACGACAAGAACGCCAGUUAUUCACUCGACGAAAGCAGACUGUUGAUUCUGCAGCCUCCCUCGAUUCCGGCGGGGAUGAGACGGGCAAUUAUAAGCUUCAGCUGAAUCCCACAAACGCGCUGCUUUCGCAAACAAGGGAUGACCCUCAUGAUCUUCCCCCAGCUGCCAUAUCUGGCACCGAUCUUGACGGCAUUACACUGGCGUUUUCCCAAUCUCAAAUAGCCGAAACUACUCGCCAGGAAAUCGACCAGGCAGUGAUAGCUGCGGUUCAAGCGAAUGGGUCGAAUGCCAACAACCACAGCGAAGAUGGGCCUUUCGCUGCUAUUAGUGCUGUUGGCCGAGGGUACGCGCGUGUAGGAUACUUGGGCCAAUUUGCGAUUCUCUCUCAAAGGACAUGGAAAAAUCUUUAUCGCGACCCGAUGCUCAUGCUUACCCAUUAUGCCAUUGCCAUAAUUCUUGCCGUUUUCUCAGGAUACCUCUUCUACGGCUUAACGGAUGAUAUCCCAGGGUUCCAGAAUCGCCUUGGCCUCUUCUUCUUCCUUCUAGCCCUUUUUGGAUUCAGCACUCUUACAAGUUUAAAUGUGUUUUCAACGGAGCGUCUACUCUUUCUGCGUGAGCGAGCAAACGGAUACUACUCUCCCAUCACAUAUUUCGCUGCCAAAGUUCUUUUUGACGUAAUUCCACUAAGAAUUGUCCCACCAAUCCUCAUGGGGUCGAUCAUUUAUCCAAUGACUGGGCUAGUGCCUGAUGCAUCACAUUUCUUUAGGUUUAUGUUGGUUUUGGUCCUCUUCAAUCUGGCUGCUGCUGCCGUCUGCUUGUUUGUUGGCAUCUUAUGCAAGAAUGGAGGUGUUGCAAACUUGAUGGGCAGCUUGAUUAUGCUUUUCAGCCUCCUUUUCGCUGGAUUCUUACUUAACCAUGACGCGACGCCCUCCGGAGCAUUAUGGCUUCAGUCGAUUUCGAUCUUCCACUAUGGGUUUGAAUCACUUAUAGUCAAUGAGGUUGUCGAGCUGACCCUAGUCGACAAGAAAUAUGGACUUGACAUCACCGUGCCUGGUGCCGCGAUUUUGAGUUCAUUCGGAUUCGACAAUAGUGCCUUGUGGCCAGAUAUUCGCAAUUUGGGCAUCUUUGCGAUGACUUUUAUAAUCCUAGCAUAUGUGGCGAUGCAUUUUCUGCUCGUGGAGAAACGAUAG